Messenger RNA from Rhizophagus irregularis DAOM 181602=DAOM 197198, 387 nucleotides. RefSeq lists its product as uncharacterized. NCBI's taxonomy places the organism in Eukaryota, Fungi, Glomeromycota, Glomeromycetes, Glomerales, Glomeraceae. The record is from RefSeq and is a predicted model, not a curated record.
AUGGACGGUACUUUCAAAACUGUUCCAACAAGUUUUAAACAACUCUAUACAAUUCAUGAAAGUGUCGAAAGUAGUGAAAACUCUCAAAUUAUGCCUCUUGUGUUUUCACUAAUAUCAAUGCAAGCAUUUGGCCUUGCUUCUCAAUAUGCAAGUGAUAAAAAUAUUAGUUUAUUUGUUAGAUAUAUCCCAGCACUUGCAUUUUUGCCUUGUAAUAAUAUUCCAGCUGCAUUUGAUGAAUUAAGGAGUAAUAUGCCAUUAAACAUGUUACCAGAAGUCAAUGAACUUUUGGAUUGGUUUGAGAUUUAUUAUAUUCAUAAAAAGGUAAUUCAUAGAUUAAGAAAUGGAAAUGUAGUUUGUUCUGAGCCAUUAUUUCCACCAUCUUUAUGA